Nerophis lumbriciformis (worm pipefish) is the source of this 1473-nucleotide messenger RNA. It is a transcript of the gene tafa4b, whose product is annotated as TAFA chemokine like family member 4b. Gene Ontology annotation, molecular function: receptor ligand activity. The record is from RefSeq and is a predicted model, not a curated record. NCBI's taxonomy places the organism in Eukaryota, Metazoa, Chordata, Actinopteri, Syngnathiformes, Syngnathidae.
CGGGAGCGACGACGCGGACGCGGGCGCCAGUGUCACCACUGCGCCACUGUACCGGCACCGCUCUCGUCGGCCACUAACGGGACUCAAACUUGUGUGAAGAGUUCACCCUAAAUACAUCACCUUCUUUUAGCUUGGAAUUACGCACCUUUUUUUUUUUUUUUUAAGGCUUUUUCCUUCUUUCUUUCUUUUUUUUUUUUUUUUGGAGCAGAUUGCAAGGAGUCAAGUCUGUUCGUCAUCUUCAGGACCAAAAAAAGAGAAUCGGGGAUCGUGAGGAGAUCAUAUCGCAGAAAGUGACCCUCCUGGAUAAUUACCACCCGCAGUCAUGGCAUCGACUUCAUAAAUUCCGGACUAAAAAACUGUAACGACUGGGUCGCAUUAUACUGCGGGGGUCGUUCUCCCUCGAUGCAGCAGGAACUCCGGAGGCGACGUGCAGGGGCUUCUUCGGUUUGAGGGGAGGAGGCGAGCUGAGGUGCGAGUGAAUGCAGCGAUGAUGCCCUGCACCUCCUGUUGUUCUUAGAGAGGCAUUGGAACACACCCAUUAAAACAGAGGGGACCAGGAUGAAACUGUGGGGGAGGACAGUUCGGCCUUUGCAGGUGGCCUAUGUCGUUGCCUUGGCGAUGCUCUGCGUUGACCCCGUGUCCGCUGGCAACCGCAGCCAUCGGGGAUCGACAGUCUCCUACCAGGUGAAGCAGGGGACAUGUGAGGUCGUGGCUAUCCAUCGCUGCUGUAAUAAGAAUAAGAUUGAGGAGCGUUCCCAAACUGUCAAGUGUUCCUGUUUCCCCGGGCAGGUCGCUGGCACCACCAGAGCUAGACCCUCAUGUGUGGAAGCCUCCAUUGUAAUCCAGAAAUGGUGGUGCCAGAUGCAUCCAUGUAUGGACGGAGAAGAAUGUAAGGUCUUGCCUGACUUGACCGGCUGGUCCUGCAGCACCGGCAAUAAAGUCAAAACUACAAAGGUGACACGAUAACAAAAGCGCUACUUGAUCAAGAGGAACCAUGGAAUUUUCCAAGUGGAAUGACAAAUUUACAUGUACAAUGGAGACAAAUAUGAUCACACACCAACACAAAAUGCAUCCUCUGUAGAUGACGUGCUUGUGGCUAUGGUGAGGGGACUACAACUUCGGAACACCCAGGGUACAAGUGAAAUGGAAUAGACUCUUAUUUUGAAGCCCUGUGGAUUGAUCGGGACGUCAAUUCUUAAGCAUUUUCAAAGUAUAUCUCUCAACAACACAUUGGUGGAUGAGUGCGACGUGCAACACAAGAUGUACGUAGACACACAUUCUGUCCUUUUGUUAACAUUUAGAGCCUCUAUACUGGAACAAAGAGAUAUCAGCUCAUAGCAAAUUAGCAUCGAACUGCUCUUGUGGGUCAAGUCACCGCCGCAAAGACUGUUUUGUGCGAGUCAAUUUGCAGUUCUAAUUAGGAAUUGCAGUGUACUCUAGGACCAUAACAACAUAUUAAAAAUUCAUGUAUGA